Messenger RNA from Elgaria multicarinata webbii, 6266 nucleotides. RefSeq lists its product as uncharacterized. The coding region runs from base 181 to 5892 and encodes 1903 amino acids. The record is from RefSeq and is a predicted model, not a curated record. Gene Ontology annotation, biological process: regulation of transcription by RNA polymerase II. NCBI's taxonomy places the organism in Eukaryota, Metazoa, Chordata, Lepidosauria, Squamata, Anguidae. Gene Ontology annotation, cellular component: chromatin; PcG protein complex; transcription regulator complex. The transcript is spliced from 14 exons. Gene Ontology annotation, molecular function: DNA-binding transcription factor activity, RNA polymerase II-specific; RNA polymerase II cis-regulatory region sequence-specific DNA binding.
UCAGCCUCCUUUUAUCCAAGCUAAACAAUCCCAGCUGUUGUAACCUUCCCUCAUAGGGGAGAUGCUCCAGCCCCUUGAUCAUUUCAGUGGCCCUUUUCUGCACUUUUUCCAGCUCUACAAUAUCUUUCUAUGGAGGUCCUUUGAAUCCUGUUGGAGGCUGAGAUAGAGCACAGAUCAGAGAUGGAAGAGCAAAACUCAGCUUGUCCUGAUGCUACCGAGAAUGGGAGCAGUGGGGCAUUCUGGGAAAGAACAGUGCAGAACACCCUGGGCAAGGACACUGGCAACUCGGACGUACAGCGCCAGCGCUUUAGGGGGUUCUGCUACCAGGAGGCCGAGGGCCCCCGAGAGGUUUGCAGCCGACUCCACAAUCUCUGCAUUCAGUGGCUGAAACCAGAGAGGCUCACCAAAAUCCAGAUGCUGGACUUGGUGAUCCUGGAGCAGUUCCUGGCUGUCCUGCCCCCGGAGAUGGAGAGCUGGGUGAGAGAGUGUGGAGCGAAGACCAGCUCCCAGGCGGUGGCCCUGGCAGAAGGUUUCCUCCUGAGCCAAGCAGAGGACCAGAAGCAGGAAGAGGAGCAGGUGAUGGGGGCCUUUGGCAAAGCGGCUUCUGAGUUCCCUGAGGCAGAGGAAGCUCCCAGGCGGAAGGCACAAUUCAGGUGGAUCGUGCAGGAGGCUGAUGGAGAUGCCGCCUUACCGGGUAACGGGAUGGCCCUGGUGCUUCAUUCAAGGCUUUCUUCCGGAGGAGUGGAAAUGGCUGAUGUACGGCCAGGUCAGGAUCUGGUGACCUUUGAGGAGGUGACUGUCCAUUUCACGGAGGAGGAGUGGGCACUGCUGGAUUUUGGCCAGAGAGAUCUGCACAGGGAAGUUAUGGAGGAGAAUUAUGGAAACCUGUCCUCUCUGGGGAGGAGGAGCGAUAAGGAGAAUGAACACCAGCGAAGCCAAACAAAUGCCAAUCAGAAAUGGAGGAAGGACUUUGUUGUUUCUGAAGGUACUGACCUCCAUGAAUUCCCAAUGAGAGAGGAGUGUUGCCCGAGGAAGAAAAGGAAAAAAGGCCCUCAAUGUGCCCAAAAUGUAACAGGGAUUUCAAGCUUUACUGUGCCUACAAGAGCACACGAAACAAAGCUACCCUUUAAAUGUUUAGAGUGCGGAAAGUGUUUCAACUGGAGGAUACAUCUCAUUAUACAUCAAAGAACCCACACAGGAGUGAAACCGUUUAGCUGCUCAGAAUGUGGAAAGAGCUUCAGUCAUAGCAGUACCCUCACGUAUCACCAAAAAACCCACACAGGUGAAAAACCAUACAAAUGCUCAGAGUGUGAAAAAAGCUUCAGCCACAGUGGCAGUCUUAUUUCUCAUCAAAGAAUCCACACAGGAGAGAAACCGUACAAAUGCUCAGUGUGUGGAAAGAGCUUCAGUCAGAGUGGGAGCCUUACUAACCAUCAGAGAAUCCACACAGGAGAGAAACCAUAUAAAUGCCCACAGUGUGGCAAGAGUUUCAGUCGCAGCAGUAUCCUUAGCGAUCAUCAACGAGUGCACACAGGAGAGAAACCUUACCAGUGCUCAGUGUGUGGAAAGAGUUUCAGCCAUAGCGGUAGCUUUACUUAUCAUCAAAGAAGCCACACAGGCGAGAAACCAUAUCAAUGCCUGGAUUGUGGAAAGAGCUUCAGUCGAAGUGGUAACCUUAUCUCCCAUCAAAGAAUGCACAGAUGGGAGAAACCCUACACAUGCUCAGUGUGUGGAAAGAGCUUCAGCCAGAGCGGUAGCCUUAAUUCUCAUCUAAAAACCCACACGGGGGAGAAACCAUACAAAUGCUCAGAGUGUGGAAAGAGUUUCCGGCAGAGUGGUAGCGUUAUUUCUCAUCUAAAAACCCACACCGGGGAGAAACCGUAUAUAUGUUCAGAGUGUGGAAAGAGUUUCAGACAGAGAGGGAGUCUUAAUUCUCAUCAGAAAACCCACACUGGGGAAAAACCGUACAUAUGCUCAGAGUGUGGAAAGAGCUUCAGCCGGAGAGGUAGCCUUACUUCCCAUCAAAGAACCCACAAGGACGAAGAACCAUUUAAAUGCUCAGAGUGCGGAAAGAGCUUUGGUUCCAGCCAAUACCUUGAUUUACACCACAGAAUCCACAGUGGGGAAAAACUAUAUACCUCCUCAGAGUGUGGAAGUAGCUUCAGUCAGAGCAGUAGCCUUGCUUAUCAAAUAAUCUAUGCAAGGGAAGAAGGUGUUCAACUGCUCAGUGUUGAAAUGGAUUCCAUCACAAGGGGUGGAAAGAAAUCCGAGGCUGAGCGAAGAGAUCCUUCCGUGUUGUCUGUGGCUGCCUUUGGGUACGGAGCCCAGAUGGAGGGGCAAAGUUCAGCUGGCCAUGAGGAAGGAAGAACCCCGGAGGUCAAGGAGGCUGGGAACAGCGGGGAAUUCUGGGAAAGAACGGUGCAGAAGAUCCUGGGUGGGGACACCGGCAGCUCGGACGAACGGUGCCAGUGCUUCCGGCGUUUCCAUUACCGGGAGGCCGAGGGCCCCCGAGAGGUUUGCAGCCGACUCCACGAACUCUGCCGUCAGUGGCUGAAGCCAGAGCGACACACCAAGACGCAGAUCCUGGACUUGGUGAUCCUGGAGCAGUUCCUGACUGUCCUGCCCACGGAGAUUGAGAGCUGGGUCCGAGAGUGUAGGCCGGAGACCAGUUCCGAGGCGGUGGCCCUGGCAGAAGGUUUCCUUCUGAUUCAGGCAGAGGACAAGGAGCAGGUAAAGACGAAGUUACCCAAAGCAGCCACGGAUUUCCCCAAGGCGGAGAGCGCUCCGUCAGACGCCACACAGCUGCCGGUGUUCAAGUGGAUUGUGCAGGAGGGGAACGGGCCCCCCGCCUUGCUGGGUUGUGGAACGACGCUGGGAGAGAACGGGACGACACUGGAGGGUCCUUCUAGGCCUUCUGUCCUUUCUGGUGGGGUGGAAACGGCUCCUCGGCAUCUAGAACAGGGGCCGAUGACAUUUGAGGAGGUGGCUGUGUAUUUCACGGAGGAGGAGUGGGCGCUGCUGGAUCCAGGCCAGAAAGCCCUCCACAUGGAAGUUAUGGAGGAGAAUUACGGAAACCUGGCCUCUCUCGCCGGUGAUGGACAAGACAAUGAGAAUUAUUGGGAGCCCUCUGUGAUGACAUCUCAACCCAUCAAGCAGGAAGUGGGAGAAGAGACGUCUGGAGAUCGAACAGAACCAAAAGAGCACGAGGGAAACGAAGCCAUGAACGGGGGGAAGGUACCCUUUGCUUGUCAGGAUGCCGACGUCCCUGAGCUCCUCCUCCCGGAAGAAGACUGCCAAGAAAAGAAAAGGGCCGAGUGUCCGGUGUGUGGGAAAAAAUUCAGGUACCAGUCAGACCUGAGUCGGCAUUUCAGAAUCCACACAGGGGAGAAACCGUACGAAUGUCUGGAGUGCGGGAAGCGCUUCAGCGACAGUGGGACCUUCGCUGCCCACCGGAGAAUCCACACGGGGGAGAAACCGUUCAAGUGCUUGGAGUGUGGGAAAUGCUUCAGUCGGAGUUACCACCGCACCACGCACCAGAGAACCCACAGAGGGGAGAAGCCGUAUCAGUGCCUGGCGUGCGGAAAGAGCUUUAGCCGGAGCACCACCCUCGCCAUUCAUCAGAGAAUCCAUGCCGGGGAGAGGCCGUACGGCAUCAAAGAGCUGGGGUGGGGACCCAACAACCCGUGGACUGGAUCUGGGCCACCCCCAACGAUCAUCUGGCCCUUGGGGUCCCCUGCCCCUCUGGAUGCUAUGGGACCCCUGUUGCCUCCCUGGACCACCUCUUCUAACUGGCCUGCCUCUUCCGCUUCCAAUGUCUGUGUGUACGAGAGCAACGGAGAGGGAGUUGGCAGAGAAGCAGAGAAGGAGACGCAGUCGCUACAUGCCGCCGCCACCACCUCUCCAGAAGCCGUGGGCUCGCUCUUGCCCCCCUGGACCACUUCCUCCUCUUCCAACGUCUACGAGAGAGAGAAAGAGGGAGUGAGCAGAGAAGGAGAGAAGGAGACGCAGCCACUACCUGCGGCCGCACACUGGGUGGACAACAACAAACAAAAGGAAAGAACAGAUCGCUUGGUGCCUACACCAGCGCCGACCAAAAGGAAAGUCGAUGCGGAAGGCCGUGUUUUUAACGAGAACUGGACCGCCGAUUAUUUCUUUGUGGAGGUGCGCGGCAAGCCCGUGUGCCUGGUUUGCGGGAAAGCCCUUUCCGUCAUGAAGAAAGUGAACCUGGAGAGACACUACAACACGAUGCACGGCCAGUACGAGGCGUUUCAGGGAGAACUGCGCCUGGAGAAAAUCGGCGCGUUGAAGAAGGAUUUGAGCGCACGGCAGGGGAAUCCCUCCAGCUCGAGAAAAGAAAGCGCCCCGCAAGGCGGAUGCGCGGACAGCGUGGUGCAAGCCAGCUACGCGGUGAGCGAGCUCAUCACCAAAAAGCUGCGGCCUCAUUCCGAAGGCGAGUUUGUGAAGGAGUGCCUGAUCGCCACAGCGGCCUUAUUGGCGCCGGAGAAGCUGAAAUUAUUUGAGAGCGUGAGUUUAUCCCGCACGACAGUGUCGGGACGCAUUAGCGACAUGGCUCAGGACACCGAAACGUCCCUGAAAGACUCGGCGGCGGAUUUUGCCUUCUACUGCCUGGCUAUCGACGAGACGACGGACAUCACGAACACAGCCCAAGUGGCCAUUUUUGUGCGGGGCAUCAGUCGGGGCUUCGAGGUUCGAGAGGACCUGCUCUCUUUAGCGGCGGUGCACGACACCACCAACGGCAGCGAUAUUUUCGAGAAGGUCCUUUCGGCCGUGCACCGGCUGCACUUGCCGUUUGAGAAGCUGAGCGGGCUUGCGACUGACGGUGCUCCAGCCAUGGUCGGCCCUCAGGAAGGGUUAGUUGCCCUGCUGAAGAAGGAAAUCGAUCACCUCGGCCUCAACCCGAGUCAGAUGUUCGUGUACCACUGCAUCGUGCACCAAGACGAUCUGUACGCACAGUCCCCGCGCCUGAACCACGUCAUGUCAACGGUGAUCAUGACCAUUAAGUUUAUUAAAAACCGAGGGUUCAACAGCCCGCUGUUCAAAGAGCUGUUGAAAGACCUCGAAUCGGAGUGCGGCGACUUAGUUUAUUACUGCGAGGUGCGCUGGCUGAUCCGAGGGAGCGUGCUGCUGCGCUAUUACGAACGGAGGGAGGAAGUGAAAGUUUUCAUGGAGGCAAAGGGAAGGCCUGUGGCUGAGCUGAGUGACCCCAGAUGGGUGCGCGACCUGGCGUUCAUGGUCGACAUGACUCAGUACUUGUCGGAGUUCAGCGCCACGUUGCAAGGGCCAAACCAAUUUCUCCCUUCCCUCCUUUCGAACGUCAGGCUGUUCGAAGCGAAGUUAAAUCUCCUGCAUUUCCAGCUGGAAGAGGGCAACACGCUGUAUUUUCCCACGCUUCAAGGGCUGAACCCCGAAUCGACGUCGGAGUACGCCUGGGAGUGCGCAAAUCUGCUCCAGAUCUUUUCCGAGCGAUUCCAAGACCUGGAAGAGAAGGAGCCGGAAUUGAACAUGUUUGCCACGCCGUUCAGCAUCGACGUGGCCGAGGUCCCCGAACGCUUCCGACAGGAGCUUGCAGAUCUGCAAAGCAACGGCGAGCUUCGGAUGAAAUUCGCGAGCCUGGAACUGCUGGAAUUCUACAGACUCUGCAUCGGCGCCGAUGAGUUUCCCAACCUGAGGAGGCACGCGCUGAAAGUGGCCUCGCUGUUUGGAACGACGUACUGCUUUGAGCAGUUUUCGAAGCUUUCGCUCACCAAGAAUUGCCGGCGUGCCAGGUUGACGGGCGCGAACUUGGAAAACCAGUUGCGGGUCGCAAUAUCGUCGGUGCCGGCCGAUAUAGCGGGACUCACCAAGGAAAAGCAAGCACAGGUCUCGCACUAAGGGACGCGGACGGGGCGAGGUGAGGAUAUUUCUUUCCUUCGGUAAGAAAAAUGACGUAAAAUGAGACGGUUCAGCUGGAGCAGAUGAGUUCAGCCUUUUAAUACAUUUUGUGGCUUUUAGUCCUCAGCUCACACUCAACUGAACCUAUGCAAUGACACAAUCUUUGCCCACUUUGGGUGCCGGCUCCGCCCUCAAUUGACUUUAAGAACAUAAGAAGAGCCAUGCUGGAUCAGACCAAGCGUCCAUCUUGUCCAACGUAGCGUUCAUUUUUUCUGUGGGGCAGUGGCCCGAUGCCGUAUAAAUGCUCAGAGUGCGAUCUAGACUUCACCGUACAUAGGGUAGUAUUCAAUGUUAGUUCUAUAGAGAGUAGGAAA